Molecule: messenger RNA, 1099 nt
Organism: Bradysia coprophila
Lineage: Eukaryota; Metazoa; Arthropoda; Insecta; Diptera; Sciaridae
Product: trypsin-like
Biological process (GO): proteolysis
Molecular function (GO): serine-type endopeptidase activity
Source: RefSeq, a predicted model, not a curated record
AAGCACAUCCACAAACUACCAUUGACCUGCAGGUGUUCACAAACUUUAUCAAUUCACUAUAAAAAGAGUGUAGCUUCGUAUCGGCAGUUAAUUCCUCGAGUUAUUUUGUCCAAGAACCAUGAAAAUAUUGCUCGUAUUUUUUGUGUUCAUCGUAGCUGCCAUAGCAGCUGCUAACGAGAGAUCUCCAGCAUUCGUUGUUAGUGACGGUCAACUUAUUCUCAAUAAUGAAUUGUUGCUGCCAUCCGGUACUACAAGAAGUUCCACAUUUCAAUUUGGUUUUUCAUCCGGUCGUGUUGUUGGUGGUGGUGAUGCCGUCCCAAACAGCGCUCCGUGGAUAGUUUCGCUUCAAUGGGGAACUGUACGUCCGUCACAUUUUUGCGGUGGUUCGAUUAUAUCAGCGAAUUGGGUGUUGAGUGCUGCACAUUGUACGCUAGCCUUUCCGAACUAUGGAAUUUCUACGGUGGUGGCUGGUUUGCACGAUUUAAAUCAAUUUCAUGGAUCAGAACAGAUUCGUAUGGUUGAUUUGUCUCUGAAAUGGGAACACGAAGAUUUCGAAGGAACAAUCGGACCACACGACAUUAGUCUUAUUCUUAUCGAAGAACCUUUCGUGUUUUCCAACAUAGUUGCUCCGAUUUUUCUACCAAAUGCCGAUCAAAUUCAUUCUGGCGAUGUAACUUUGUUCGGAUGGGGGAGUACGUCGAACACAUUUUACCCGACCUUUCCAAACAUUUUGCAAACAGUGUCGAAACCAAUCAUUCCACACGAUGUUUGCAUGAACCAGUUUGCCGAGACGCCAGUUCACGAAAACAAUGUGUGCACGGGACCACUUACAGGCGACAGAUCAGCGUGCGAUGGAGAUGCUGGUAGCCCACUUACACAAGACGAUGAACUUGUGGGCAUUUUCAGUUGGGGAUUUGUACCGUGUGGUUUGCCGAACAGUCCAUCGUUCUAUGUUCGCGUUAGCGCUUACGUACCGUGGAUCAUCAGCAUAAUCGACCGUAGCAAGAAGUGAGAGGUGACUCUAUUAUAAGCGGUUUAAUUUAACUUAAAUUACAUAAUUUUAUCAAUAAAACUGAAAAGUAAAAUUUAUUUUGUUUCC